AUGUCGUUCGGAGGCCAGACCCCGACCAUUAUCGUCCUGAAAGAGGGAACCGAUACCUCUCAGGGCAAGGGUCAGAUUAUCUCCAACAUCAACGCAUGCUUGGCUGUCCAGGCCACCAUCAAGUCUACUCUCGGUCCCUAUGGCGGCGAUCUGUUGAUGGUCGACGCCAACGGCAAACAGACCAUCACCAACGAUGGUGCUACUGUCAUGAAGGUCAGGAAGAACGAUGCGGGCAGCAUGAUGGAGCUCCUGGACAUUGUCCACCCCGCAGCUCGAAUCCUCGUCGACAUUGCGAGAUCACAAGAUGCCGAAGUCGGUGACGGCACAACAUCCGUCGUCGUCCUGGCCGGAGAGAUCCUCAAGGAGAUCAAGGAGCACGUCGAGCAGGGCGUCAGCUCCCAGGUCAUUAUCAAGGGUCUGAGAAGAGCGUCCAUGAUGGCGGUCAACAAGGUCAAGGAGAUCGCGAUCGAUACCAACGAGGGCAACAGGAGGGAAACACUCAGCAAGCUGGCCGCCACCGCCAUGACGAGCAAGCUGAUUAAGCGCAACACAGAAUUCUUCACAAAGAUGGUUGUCGACGCCGUCCUUUCCCUCGACCAAGACGAUCUUAACGAGAAGUUGAUCGGCGUCAAGAAGAUUCCCGGCGGUUCCCUCACCGACUCCCUCUUCGUCAACGGUGUCGCCUUCAAGAAGACCUUCUCCUACGCCGGUUUCGAGCAACAACCCAAGUCUUUCCAGAAGCCCAAGAUUGUGUGCCUGAACGUCGAGUUGGAGCUCAAGGCCGAGAAGGACAACGCCGAGGUGCGCGUCGAGCAGGUGUCGGAUUACCAGGCCGUCGUCGAUGCGGAGUGGCAGAUUAUCUACAGAAAGUUGGAGGCUAUCUACAAGACCGGUGCCAAGGUCGUUCUCAGCAAGCUGCCCAUUGGUGACUUGGCUACCCAGUUCUUCGCCGACCGCGACGUCUUCUGCGCUGGCCGUGUUGCCGCCCAGGAUAUGGAGCGCGUGGUCCAGGCUACCGGCGCAACUGUUCAGUCAACGUGCUCUGACAUCCUGGCCGAGCACCUCGGUACCUGCGGCAGCUUCGAGGAGCGCCAGAUUGGUGGCGAGCGCUUCAACUUCUUCGAGGGCUGCCCCGAGGCCAAGACCUGCACACUCAUGCUGCGUGGCGGUGCUGAGCAGUUCAUCGCCGAGGUCGAGCGUUCGCUGCACGACGCCAUCAUGAUCGUCAAGCGCGCCAUCAAGAACCACACCAUUGUCGGUGGUGGUGGUGCCACCGAGAUGGAGGUCUCCGCUUACCUCCACCGCUUCGCCGACAAGAACAUCCCCCACAAGCAACAAGCCAUCAUCAAGAGCUUCGCCAAGGCUCUCGAGAUCAUCCCCCGCCAGCUCUGCGACAACGCCGGCUUCGAUGCGACCGACAUCCUCAACAAGCUGCGCGUGGAGCACCGCAAGGGCAACACAUGGUCUGGUGUCGACUUCAACAACGAGGGCGUCACCGACAUGAUGGAGCGCUUCGUCUGGGAGCCCGCGCUGGUCAAGAUCAACGCCAUCCAGGCCGCCACCGAGGCCAGUUGCCUCAUCCUCGGCGUCGACGAGACCAUCCGCAACGAGGAGAGCGCCGCGCCUCAGGCACCCGGCCAGGCCCUGCCCCCUGGUGCCGCCCAGCGCGCCCUGAGAGGUAGAGGCCGGGGCAUGCCUCGCCGGUAA
This is a messenger RNA of Colletotrichum gloeosporioides, 1707 nucleotides long. Its product is annotated as putative T-complex protein 1 subunit eta. Lineage: Eukaryota; Fungi; Ascomycota; Sordariomycetes; Glomerellales; Glomerellaceae. Gene Ontology annotation, cellular component: chaperonin-containing T-complex. Gene Ontology annotation, molecular function: ATP binding; ATP hydrolysis activity; ATP-dependent protein folding chaperone. The record is from RefSeq and is a predicted model, not a curated record. Gene Ontology annotation, biological process: protein folding. The transcript has 4 exons. Bases 1 to 1707 code for a protein of 568 amino acids.